GUGACCCAGUUUUGUCUCGAGAUCCAACUAACCACGUUAUCCACAAAGACAUUCUCACAGCCACAAAUCAAAACAACAAAAAAACCACAACAAUAAUGCAUCUUCAUUCUUUCAUUUCACUUGUGUCGUGCCUCUAUGUCAUUCCACACAAUCCAAAAAAAAUAAAAUUGUCACUGCUAUUAUUUUAAGAAAUUAAAAACACCCAUUUUCUUCUUCUUUCGAUAAUAAAAAAAUGCUCUUACGUGGCGCCAUCUCCACCCCUCUCCCGCCCUCCCUCCGCCUCCGCGCAUCACCCGCCGCGCGCAGAACCGUCGCCGUCGCUUCCUCCUCCCCCAGCGGCGGCGGCGAUUACCCGCUCUCGGUCUCCGACACGGCGCUGGAGUCGCGCGGCUUCUCGCUCCGGCGUGGCGCGGAGGGGCUGGACCUGGAGUUGCUCAACUCCGUGUUCGCGGCGGUGGGGUUCCCGCGGCGGGACCCGGAGAAGAUCCGCGUGGCGCUGGAGCACACGGAGGCGGUGCUGUGGGUGGAGCACCGCAAGACGCGGCGGCCGGUGGCGUUCGCGAGGGCCACCGGCGACGGCGUCUUCAACGCCAUCAUAUGGGACGUCGUGGUGGACCCCUCCUUCCAGGGGAUCGGGCUUGGGAAGGCCGUUAUCGAGAGGCUGCUCAGGGAGCUUCGGGGAAAGGGAAUUUCCAAUAUUGCCCUCUAUUCGGAGCCUCGCGUUUUGGGCUUUUAUCGUCCUUUGGGAUUUGUUGCUGACCCGGAUGGGAUCAGGGGAAUGGUGUACUCCAGGAAACAAAAGAAAAAAUAGGAUAACUCUUCAUUUUCUUUCUCUAUUUUUUUUAAUUUAUUUAUUGAUUAUAUGAAAGUAGAGUACCAAGUUUAAUUUCCAUGCAUUAUGUUAACUGACACAUAAGGCUAUUGUUGUAGUUUAAUUAUUGAUCUUGGGUUUGAAAUGAGAAUAUGCAUGCAAUUUAUGUUAAA
Molecule: messenger RNA, 984 nt
Organism: Glycine soja
Lineage: Eukaryota; Viridiplantae; Streptophyta; Magnoliopsida; Fabales; Fabaceae
Product: serotonin N-acetyltransferase 2, chloroplastic
Exons: 1
Coding region: 233-811 (192 amino acids)
Cellular component (GO): cytoplasm
Molecular function (GO): N-acetyltransferase activity
Source: RefSeq, a predicted model, not a curated record